AUGACGUAAAUUAUUAAAAUAUUUUUUUUUUUAAAAUAAAAAAAAAAAUAGAAAAGAAGAGUUUUAAAAAGACAAUGUAUAAACGCAGCAUUUAGAUAUGAUUUUAAAAUAGAAGAAAACUACAAUGAAAUUCCUAAAAAAAAAGCAUAUUUAGAUAUAAAAUUUAUAAUUUAAUGUUUAAAGAAUCAUUUUGUUUUUUAUAAUUUAAAAAAUGAUUAAUUGGAAGCUUUAGUAAAUUAAAUGUUCUAUUGUUAAUUAUCUAAAGAAGAAUAUAUAAUUAAAGAAGAUACAAAUGCUACUUCUUUUUUUAUUUUAGAAAAAGGUUAAAUUUAAGUUUCUGUCAAAAACAAAGUUAAAAAACAAUUCUUCCAGGCUAGGGUUUUGGUGAAUUAGCACUUUUAUAUAACGCGCCCAGAAGCGCAUCUUGUAAAGCUUUAGAAGAAUGCUUUUUUAUGGGGAAUUAAUAGAAAUACUUUUAGAAGUAUGGUCGAAGAAAUGAUUACUAAAGAAUAUUAAACUAAUCGUUAAUUUAUUGAUAAUCAUAAAUUUUUUCAGAAAUUUACUUACGAACAAAAGAAUUUAAUUGCUGAGGUUUUAAUUGAUUAGAAAUUUUUAAAAGAUUAGACUAUUGUAAAUGAAAAUGAUAAUGCUUCUUCUUUCUAUAUAAUAAAAGAAGGUUAAGUUUCUUGUUUAAAAGAUAAUAAAGAGGUCCGAAUACUAUAAUAAGGCGAUUCUUUUGGAGAAAAAGGACUAUUACAUGGAGAUUAGAAGCGUACUAUGAGUAUAAAAGCGAAAACUGAUGUAAAAUGUCUAGCAUUGGCGAGAGAUGAUUUGACGAGAAUUCUUGGGGAUAAAGUAGAUAAGAUUAUUUAUAAGAAUCUAGCUAGAUGGAGUUUAGAAUAGACUCGUGAGUUUUAGAUUUUAUAGAAAAAUCAAUAGAAUUUAUUGAUUGAUUGUUUAGAGUUUUUCUGUUUUUAGAAAAAAUAAGGUGUAGUAAUUAAAAAGGGAUGUUUUUGGAAAGAUUAUAUCAUAAUAGUGAUUGAAGGGAAUAUUUUUUAUUAAGGAAAAUAGACUUUUUUAGGUAAAUAACGGCAUGUUUUAGGUAUUUAAGAGGUUUUUUAAUAAAACUAAAUAAGAAAUUUCGAAGAAGACGUAUUGGCUGAUUAAAACUCAAUAAUAGGAUUGAUUAAAAGGGAUGAUUUAGAGAGUUUUUUUGGAGAUUUAUAAAAAUUAAUUAAUAAUAAUUAAAUAUAAGGGGAAAAACAAUAAAUAGAACAUGAUCAUUUAUAAUAGAAAGUUAAUAAGAUGUAAUUAUAGGAUUUAAUUAUUUUAAAAAAACUAGGUUAAGGAUAAUUUGGUUGUGUUUAUUUGUGUAAAGAAAAGACUAAUAGCACACUUUAUGCUUUAAAAUGUAUUUCUAAACAAAUGGUAGCUGAAUAAAUGUUAGAAUAGCACAUAAUAAAUGAGAAAAAAGUAAUGGAUUUUUCUAAUUUUAUAUUUAUUAUGAAAUUUUUGAGAUCUUUUAAAGAUGAGAGAUGUAUAUAUUUUUUACUUGAAUUUAUUUAAGGGAUGGAAUUAUUUGAUGUUAUUAGAGAAAUAGACUUAUUAAGUUCUUAAGAUUCUAUGUUUUAUGUUUCUUAGAUGAUUUUAGGUUUGGAAUAUUUACAUUAGAAUAAUAUUAUAUAUAGAGAUAUUAAACCUGAAAAUAUUAUGGUUGAUAAUAAAGGAUAUUUGAAAAUUAUAGAUAUGGGAACUGCUAAAAUUAUGAAAAAUAAAAAUUCUUAAAUUAUUAAUAAAACUUUUACAAUAAUAGGUACACCACAUUAUAUGGCACCCGAAAUUAUUUAAGGAAAAGGAUAUGGAUUUUAUGUAGAUAUUUGGUCAGUGGGAAUAUGUCUUUAUGAGUUUAUGUGUGGAGGAGUACCUUUUGCGGAAGAUGUGGAAGAUCCAUAUGAAAUUUAUGAGUAAAUUAUUAAAAGUAGUGUAACAUUUCCUAGUUUUGUGUAAGAUUAAAAUGCUAUAAGUUUCAUUACAUAGGUUUUAUCGAAAGUACCCGAAAAUAGACUCGGAGGGUCUUUUUAGAGUCUUAAAAAUCAUGUUUGGUUUGAAAAUUUUGAAUGGGUAUUUGAUUAUGCCAAAUUUGAUUUAUAAAAAAAUAAAAUGAAACUGAAAGUAUAAGUUGAAGAUUUAAAAUUAACAAUAAACGUAGGUUAAGCAUUAAAUGAUUUCACUUGGUUAGCAUUAACAGCGGCAAAACUUUAUGGUAAAACCAAAUAUCCAGCCGGAAAUUACCUUCCUGUAUUAUUAAAAUUAAAACUAUACGACUUUGUUCCUCAUCCAUAAUCAAAAAUAUGUCAUUUUUUUAAAGAGCAAGAAGAAACUGAAGAUUCGUAAAUUUAUGUAGAAUUAUAAAAACCUAAUAUGAUAUAAACUGAGGAACAUAAAAAAUGGUUUGAAUAAGGAUUUGGAAAAGAUAGGAAUAAAAUGUUGGUUAGUUUUACUUUUUUUAAAGAAAAAGAAAAAGACAAAAGAAAAGAUUUAAAGUUUUCUUAUUAAGUUUCAAUUAAAUAUUAGAUGUUUAAAGAACUUAAAUAAUUUGAAUUUAAUUCUGCUGAUUAUAAAAAUUAAUUUGUUUUAUAAUUAUAAGAAUAAGAGUAAAUAUAAUGUCAUAUAUAUAGUCAUGAAAUUUAAUUACCUUUUGGAGAUAUUUCAUAUAUUCUAGAAUAGGUAGUAAAAGAUGAAAAAACUGAUGAAUAGAAGAUUAUUUAAAUUAAUAAUAAUCCCAAUUUUAAAGUAGAUAUUAAUCCAAUGGUAAUAUCUUAAGAAGAAGUGUUAAAAAAAAUCAAAGAAGGGAUGAAAAUUCCUGAACAUUUAUCACAAUAAUUAUAAUAAUAAGAAGCUGAAAUAAAAAAAGAAAACUCAUCAGGAAGUUUCUGUCCUUUUACAUAUGAAACUUUAUGGGCUGUUAUUGAAAAUAAUCCUAAGGCUGAAUAAUUUUUAGAAUUUUAAAGCAAUAUUAAAUCUAAAAUAAGUUCAAGUUUAAGUGAAAAUAUGAACAAAUUAUAUGAAAUUUUUUUUUAAUAUUCAAUGCUUUAUAUAUAAUAAACUGAUAAAAAAGAUGAAAUUGCAAUUCCUUUAUAGGAUGUUAUGCAUUUUUUGAAGUUUUAUGAAAUAAUGAAAGAUUCUUAAAAUGUUUUUUCUUUUCUUGAAUUUUAUGGGAUGGAAGAUAAAAGAGUUAAUACUGUUAGUGCUACUUUAGAUAUAAAAUAUGGAAUUAAAUUUCCAGAAUUUGUUUUUAUUAUUUUAAAAGCAACUGAAUAUUUGUAAACUAUAAAUUUAAUGAGUGAUGGUGAAAGUUUUGAUAUGAGUUUGGGUAAAAUUGUAAAAAAAAUAGUUAAUAUAGAUAAUAAUGAAGAUGAAUUAAGCGAAUUUUAAAAGCAUAUGAAAUUCGAUAUUAUAUUAAUGAAUUUUAUUCGUGAAAAUUCUGAUACUUUAAUUUAAAUUUUUAGUGAUAAAUUAUCCGAAUCUGUUUAAAUAGCAGAUAGAAAAUACCAUAUGUUAAAAGAAUAAGUAAAAAACUUGAUUUCUGAAGCCGGAUUUAAAGGAGAAAAUGUAGAAGAAAUCGUUAAUACAUGCUUUAUGGAAUUAUUAGCUGAAGAUAAAUUUUUAGGAUUCGAAGGAAUUUUCUAUUAUGAAUUUUUAUAAGUUAUGUAAUGGUUGAGUCUAGUUUUAAUUGCUGUAGGUGAUGAAGAUAGAGAAUUCGGAGAUGAAAAUGGACUAUAAUAAUAGGAAUAAGAAUAGGAAGAGGGGGUUGAUAUAUUAAUAGAAAAGUUUAGAUAUGCAUUUGCAGCUGUAAAAAAUUCAGGAUUAACCACAGUAGGAGUAAGAGGAAAUGAUUCAGUCGCAAUUGUAACUGAAAAGCGUGUUUAAGAUAAAUUUAUUGAUGACACGUCAGUGACUAAUAUUUCUAAAUAAGUGAUCGUAUUGGAGCAGUUACAACAGGAAUUUAUCCUGAUGCGAAAGCUAUUGUAACAAGAUUAAGAUCAGAAGCUGCUGAAUAUAAAUUAAAAAAUGGACACUAUAUUCCUGUAGAUUAAUUAUCUUUAAGAUUAGCUGAUAUUGCUUAAGUUUAUACAUAAAAAGCUAUGAUGAGACCUUAUGGUGUUGAAACUAUUCUUUGUGCUAUUGAUGAUGAAUUAGGACCUAGAUUAUAUAAAAAUGAUCCUUCAGGAUUUUAUUGUGGUUAUAAAGCUUGUGCUGCUGGAGUUAAAGAAAUGGAAUCUGUUUGUUAUUUAGAAAAAUAAUUAAAAAAAUAAAAAGAUUUAGAUUUUAAUUAAACUGUUUAAUUAGCUAUUUCAACACUUUAAAAUGUUUUAUCUAGUGAUUUUAAACCAACUGAUAUUGAAAUCGGAGUCGUAAGUGCUAGAAAUCCUAAAUUUAGAAAAUUAACAGUUUAGGAAAUUGAAGAACAUUUAAAUUCUAUUACAAAUAGAGAUUGAUUUGUUUUAAUUUUAUAGCAUUCUAAUGAAAAAAUUAUUUGUUGUUGUUUUUUUUUUACAUAUAUAUAUUUAUUAUAUAGAAAUAAUAUAAAUAUAUAUUUUUUAAAAAAAUUAAUCAAAAAUAAAUUUAUUAGAUUAU
Messenger RNA from Ichthyophthirius multifiliis, 4638 nucleotides. RefSeq names its product protein kinase domain protein. The record is from RefSeq and is a predicted model, not a curated record. The transcript has 19 exons. Gene Ontology annotation, biological process: signal transduction; peptidyl-serine phosphorylation. Gene Ontology annotation, cellular component: cAMP-dependent protein kinase complex. NCBI's taxonomy places the organism in Eukaryota, Ciliophora, Oligohymenophorea, Hymenostomatida. Gene Ontology annotation, molecular function: cAMP-dependent protein kinase activity; ATP binding; cGMP-dependent protein kinase activity.